AUGUCCGAUCUCUUUGAUCAGAUCGUGUCAACUUCUAUUGCGACAGCGAUCGAAGCUACCCUAGCCCUCAUUAUGGCAGACCUAGCCUACAUGGGACUCAUGGCGAUCAGGCGAGAAGACACGCAAUGCACUCGCGCAAAGAUUCUAGCUCCGAGCGCCAUGAACGGGGCAGACGUACGGACAAACGGCGAUUCACGUAUAAGUGAACAGUUACCAACGCCAACGCUGUCACCAGAACCGGACGACGUGGCAUUACCGAAUGUUCGCCGCGACAAUGACGCGAAAGGCGACGAGCCUCUACAGAACGUAACAAGCGGUGCCAAUGGCAUUGCCAGCUCUACCUCGACGAGUAGAAGGCCUAGUGCCCAUGAGGAGGCCAUAAUGUCCGACACCAACGAGAAAAUUAGGCCCAUUAAGCGGCCUGGGGAUGGUCCGAGGAGGAGCAGCGUGUCAGAACAUGAGAAGAUGCUCAAGCUCAGUCCCCGCCAGGUCCAGGAGUUGACGAGCGAACCUGCGAGUAUACCUGUACGGGCAGCGACACCAAUCCUCGAAGACGAGCUUGAGGAUGUGACACCGUUGGUGACCGAGGGCCAGGGCAGCAGCAAGCUUCUGGGCGUGGUGCUGGAACGACCGGUGGAGUUGCGGGAUUCGAAUAAGGAUAGGGUAUCACGAGUCGGAGAGGGGUCACGGGAGAAGGAAGUUGUUCUGAUCAAGACGUCUGCAACCGAGUUGCGCAGUAGCCGGCCAGCUCUCUCGUCACGAUCAAUUACCACACCCUCGCUCGUGCGGAGAACGACGUCAAGAUCGCGAUCGCGGAACCCUAGCCAGGUCCGGGAAACAGAUGAUAGGAGGCAGGGCAGACAUGUUCCUGCGCCUCUGAGUUUCGACCAUAAGGAUGGGGCUUCAAAGGCUCAGGAAAAGCACAAGGAGAUACGCGAGGUGCGGCAUGCCGUUUCGCCCACGGCUAUUGCCCUUCCACUUCCCCCAAUGUCAAUGCCUACCUUUCUGUCUCUUGAGCUUUCUGCGAACCGUCCCUCUCCCUUAUACAUCUACCGUCCCGCUACUACCGAGUUUCCAUACGAGUCAUCCGAGAUCAAGUAUGAGCGUUUACUCAACUUUUUGAGGAUACCGCUCAUGAUUGAAGGCAUAUUAGGCUUUGGUGCGCUGGCUUGUCUCGAUGCCUGGAUGCAUGUUUUAACAAUCCUGCCCCUGCGCUUUUUGCUCGCUGUCGCUAUCCUAGUCAAGUGGUGGGGUUCAGUAAUUGUAAAAGAGUUUCGUGAUCUUUGGGCUUUUGUUUACAAUGGGUUACCGCGCCUUUGGCAACGGAGAAAGCAUACAGACGGUCCUACACCUCUGCCCACGCCAACCGAAGAAGAGGCUCCAUCCAUGUCACGGAAGCACUCUACGUCAAGUGUGCCAUCGGCCAACACGACAGCCAGACAAAAUUCUCAAACGUCAACGACUUUCAAAUUCCCGGACUUGAAAGAGCUAAAGGCACGGCGGCCCCGGAACUCCCGAUUUCGCCAUCGCCGUACCAAAUCAACACCAUCUACGCUACUGCCAAGCCACAAGGCAGACAUACUCAAAGGUUUGCUGGUUAUUGCAAGCUGUUUCGUCUUGAUGAGGUUCGAUGCAAGUCGCAUGUAUCACGGCAUUCGUGGUCAGUCAGCGAUCAAGCUCUACGUCAUCUACAAUGUUUUGGAGGUCUGCGAUCGCCUGCUGUCGGCUGUUGGUCAGGAUGUUCUCGAAUGUCUCUUCUCUCGCGAGACACUCGAUCGCAAUCCUGAUGGCAGAAGCAAGGUGCUUCGGCCGCUCGGCAUGUUUGUACUUGCUCUUGUCUACACCGUAGCCCACGCUACUGCACUCUUCUACCAGGUCAUCACGCUCAACGUCGCAGUCAACUCUUAUUCGAACGCGCUACUAACGCUGCUCAUGUCCAAUCAGUUCGUUGAAAUCAAAGGCACAGUGUUUAAGAAAUUCGAAAAAGAGAAUCUCUUCCAGAUUACUUGCGCAGAUGUUGUGGAACGCUUCCAGCUCUGGCUUAUGCUCCUCAUCAUCGCUAUGCGCAACGUAGUCGAAGUUGGCGGCCUAAGUAUCCAGAGCAGCGAUACAUCUUGGACAGCCAUGUUCACUGGGUCUGCCAACGCCUCCUCUGGGACUGCUUUCAAGGCCUCAAGCAUCAUACCCAUGAGCUUCACCAUUUUUCCAAAGUACAUCGCUCAGGUUCUCAACCCGUUUCUGCUGGUGUUGGGCAGCGAAAUGUUUGUAGACUGGCUGAAGCAUGCAUAUAUCACCAAGUUCAACCAGUAUAAGCCAGAAGUAUACAGCAAGUUCUUUGACGUACUGGCGAAGGACUACUAUUCUAAUGCAUUUGCGGAUGCAGACUUGACGCGACGCCUAGGGUUGCCUGUCAUACCACUAUCUUGUCUCUUCAUCCGUGCUGCCAUCCAGACCUAUCACAUGUUCAUCGCUAUGCAUAUGCCACCUCCACUACACGCCACAUCUACCUCCCUGACCUCAGACCCUACGUCGUCUCCAGUCACAACUGCCGCCUUGGCACACAUUGACCAUGUCUUUCGCCGCGCACUAGGCCGCUCCUCUUUUGGCGCCGGAAUUCCUUCACAAGUCUGGUACAACCCUCUCUCCUACAACUUUGAUGAUCUCAUCGCCGGCUCAACAAUGCUCAUUGUAUUUCUCAUCAUCUACCUCAUGUUCCUUGCUUUCAAGCUCGUCCUUGGCAUGCUCCUCCUAUCCGUCAGUCGUAAACGAUAUCAUGGUAUGCAGGAGCGUGAGAAGCUCAAUGUGGAGACUGGAGGAAAACGGAUUGGAGGUUGGGGUGUUGUGGACGUGGAUGAGGAGAAGAGGAAGGUGAUAUACGAUGAUGAUCCCGAAUCUUUGAAGAGACUGAGGGAGCGAGAUGAAAAGGGAAGAAAGAAAGAGGAACACGAAAGGGAGAGGGGGACGAGCUUUGGACAUGUUAGUCGCUAUGCUAUGGUCGCCAAGAGAAUAUGGUGAUGAGGGCAUUUGCAUGUUGCUAAUCUAUCAAUUGAACU
Pyrenophora tritici-repentis Pt-1C-BFP is the source of this 3053-nucleotide messenger RNA. Its product is annotated as DUF747 domain containing protein. The record is from RefSeq and is a predicted model, not a curated record. NCBI's taxonomy places the organism in Eukaryota, Fungi, Ascomycota, Dothideomycetes, Pleosporales, Pleosporaceae. Gene Ontology annotation, cellular component: endoplasmic reticulum membrane.